Molecule: messenger RNA, 5283 nt
Organism: Schistosoma turkestanicum
Lineage: Eukaryota; Metazoa; Platyhelminthes; Trematoda; Strigeidida; Schistosomatidae
Source: the annotation of a GenBank genome assembly
CAUCUCAACUUAUCUGUACCUUUUAAUAAUAUUUAUACAACUUAUAUUCCGUUGCACUGAUGUGUAAAUUUGUUUGAACCAUAAAUGGACAUAACCGUCAACGUUCCUCCUGAUUCAACUAACGAUAAACUCGAAAAUGUGAUUUCCAAAACCCUUGAGAAAACGUGCACUGACUCCCAUAAUAAUAAUAAUUCACUUCCAACGUCAUCCACUACUUUUAAACCACAUAUAUAUCAAGGAGUUUAUCUACCUGAUGACGAUGGAUCUAUUCUUACUCCGGAACAUGCCUUUGUACAGUAUCAAACCCGGUCUGAAGAUCAAGCUUGUCAAAUUUGUGGUCAGCCAGCUGUUGGAUUCCACCACCGUGCAUACGUUUGCGAAGCCUGCAAGAAAUUCUUCAUGCGGCAUACAGCUGCUAGAUUACGAAAUUCUGAAAUUGGUUCCACUAUAUCCGAGUCCAUCUGUCCAAUGGGUGGACGAUGUCGUGUUGAAGGCCCCGGUCGUGGCAAAUGCCCACAUUGUCGUUAUCGUAAAUGUUUAGAAUUGGGCAUGACUUUGACACCUCCCGGUGGUGAAGCUGGCUGUGAUAUAUCUCAAAUACCAUGUCGUGUAUGCAGUGGUCCAUCUUCUGGUUUUCAUUUUGGUGCAUUAACUUGUGAAGGUUGCAAAGGUUUCUUUCGACGUACUGUUUUAUCUAAUGUACGUUUAGAAUGUCUUGGCAAUAAUGAUUGUCCAAUUACACCGGCAAAUAGAAAUAUGUGUAAAAGUUGUCGAUUUCAACGUUGUCUAGCAGUUGGAAUGUCGAAAACCGGAAGUCGUAUUGGUCGACAACCGAAUGCAAUUAAAUAUUAUUGUGCUCGAGAAAUUUCUCAGCUAACAAAUUCCAAUGAUUGUGAAGCGGCACCGACAACAACAACAACACCAACUCCUACUACUUCUACUACUUCCAUGAAUCCAUGUACAAGUAGUUCCUUGAAAAUGCAUGAAUCGAAUCGACGUAAUUCGAUGAGUCAUAGUAGUAGUAGUAGUACUACUACUACUACUAGCAAUGGUACUACUACUAAUAAUAAUCCUAGUACUACUGUUACUACUACUUCUACGACUACCGCGAUCGGUAAACAUGAUGCUAAUAAUUACAACAACAACAACGGUAAUAGUAGUAGUAGUAAUAACAGUAAUCAUAGUAGUAGUACUAUUAGUAGUAGUAAUAAUAAUAGUAAUCACAAUAAAACAACUCCUAUGCAUCAACAUGAUUUAUUGUCUAUUGCUGAAGAACAUUGUAAAUCAAUACUAGGCGUGAACUCAACCAAUUAUUAUGCCUCAUCAAAUUGGCCUUCAUUCAAACGUAUGAUGAUGAUGUCCACUUUAGAUCAUGUGACUUCCAAUGCUAACACCACAACUGUCAGCAUUACCAGUAGCAAUGGUAUUCCGAUGAUGACGACAACAACAACUGCAGAAGCAACACAAACAGGAACAUCAACUGAAGUAUCUUUAAUCUCAUCAAGUAUUCCUUCAACAUCAACCUCCUCCUCCUCCUCCUCCACCACUCUUGUGAAUCCAUUGAUGGAACGUCUACACCAUCAUCAGACAAAUUAUAAUGAAUUACAGUUGAAUGAAGAUUUAGCAAAAAAUGAAUCGUUACUAUCCCUAUCACCAUCUUCAUCAACAUCACCUCCAUUGUUAGGAAUAAAAAAUCAUAUUAAAUAUAAUAAAAUGGAUGCACGUUCACAGCAUGUUCAUUCACAAUCACGUGCUUUUCAUCCUCAUGCGCCUCAUCAUCAACCUGUACAAUCAUCAUCUAUUUCUCAAAAUAAUAAUGAUGUUAUCCUGUUGUCUAAUUGUAAUGACUCUCAUUUACCUUCAUCUACUUCGAAUAAUAAUGAUUAUCUAUUUAUGAAUUCAUCAUCAAGACAUAUUACUAAACGACGUAAAACAUUAUCAUCUUGUGUAGAUGUUCAUGUAGACAAAUACACUGAUAACAACAGCAACAACAACAAUAGUACUGAUCACAAUCAUAUUACAACAUCAUCGUCAUCAAAAUUAUUACAUAAUCAUCAUUCAGUUUAUAUUCAUAAUAAUAAUAAUAAUCAUGGUUGUCAUCAUGAUCAUGAUCAUGAUGAUCGUGAUCACAAUGACCACCACGCUGAUGUUAUUAAUGAUGAUGAUGAUGAUAAUCAUCAUCAUAAUGAUGAUGUCGACAGUCGAUCAACAAAUGGACCGCCACCACCACCACCUCAUCAUCAUCAUCGUCAUCAUCAUCCACGUUACAAUCAUCGACAUCAACAGUCAUAUCAUCAUUCUAUUAGUGGAAAUCAUCACUUACACCAAUCACAAUCCCAUUGUCAUAAUAAUAAUAAUACAGAGUUGACCAGUACAAAUGAUGAGAAUAUUUACAAUAUGAUUGAUUCUGUCAAUGAUGAUUUAGACAUUAGUGAUAAUCAUAAUCAUAAUAAUAAUAGUAAUGUAAUCAGUAGUAGUAUUAGUAGUAGUAGUCGUCGGUAUGAGAAAUCUAUCGAUGAAGAAAAACUCCAUCACAUAUCAAUUGAUAAUUUCUCAUUGAAUCAUAAUAAUAAUAAUCAAUCAAGGCAUUUAUUAUUAAAUCAAUUGAAUUUGUCAAACAAUCAUCAUCAUCAUCAUCAUGAACGAAAUAACAGUAAUAAUAAUCAUAAUGGUGAUCAUCAUUCUUCCAAUGUUCUACUACAACAACCAUUACAAUUUAGAAAUUAUCCAUUGAUAAAUAAAUCACCCGUUGAAACUCGAUCAAAAGACUCUCCUCUAACAAUUGUGAAUCAUUUAAAUCAAUCAUAUUUACGACCAACACAAUUAAAUUUAACAACUAGUAAACAUUUAUCUGAUGAUGAAUCUUAUUCAUCAUCAUUGCCUUCUUCUUAUCUUUCAUUGACAACAGGAACACCUACUGCUACUAUUGCUUCAUGUCCACAAUCAUCAUCUGUGAUAUUAGAUUAUUCUGAAUUCAAUCAUCAAUUAUCAACUGAUGCUAGUGAUAAUACUACUAAUAAUAAUAAUAUUAGUAAUCAUAAUAAUCAUAGUAUUUCCAAUCAAAUAUUAUUACCAAAACAACGUUAUAUUAAAUCGAAUCGUAAUUUAUGCCAUGAACAAUUACAUAAUCAAUUAAUCAGUUCAAACAAUAAUAAUAGUAAUCCUACUCAUACCAAUCAGAAUGGCAAUCAAUCGUUAGGAUUUUUAAAUGGUCGAUGUAAUCUAGUAGAUUUAACUGGUUUAACAGAAAUCGAAUCGAUAUCAUCUACCAGUAAUAGUAGUAGUAGUAAUAAUAAUACUACUUCCACAUCUCCAACAAUGACAACCACUACAACACCAUGGUUUGCUGCUGCGGCAGCAGCUGUAGCUGUUGUUAUGGCAGCGUCUCAAUCGUCCUCCUCCUCGUCAUCAUUAUCACCGUCAAUGACUUCGAAUUUAUUGGAUUCAUAUACAGUGACAUCAAAUUUAAAUGAAUGUUUUGGAAUUAACAAUAAUAACAAUAUUAACAAUAAUCAUAGUUCAAGUAUGAUGAAUCAAGUCAAUAAUAAUAAUAAUAAUCGACGUGUUCCAAUGAAUACAAGUAAUUUUUCAAAGCAACGUUUCAAAUUAGAUCUACAUGAAACUGUCUUGGAUCAUCAUCAUCAUCAUCAACAUCAACUACUGCCUGAAAGAGCAUUUCUAUCAAAUUCACAUCAGUUGAAUGCAUAUAAUAAUGAUAAUAAUAAUUCCAUUGCUCCUAUUCCUACAAAUGAGCAUCAGAUUCAUGAGAAUCUAUUGAAAAUCAAUAAAAUCAGUGAAUUAUCCAAUGAGACAACAACAAUAAUACCUGCAGCAUCAGCAUCAGCUGUAGCCUCCUCCUCUUCAUCAUCAUCAGCUGCUGCAGCCACCUUCUCUGAUGUCACGCACCCGUCGACCAUAGCUGCAAUGCAAGCGGCAGCUGUUGCUGCUGCGGCGGCUGCUACAGCUGCUGGUCUAGUACUAUCCAAUAGUUGUGUACGUGGAUUAUCCGAUGAAAUUUAUCCCAAUUUAAAUCGUGUUCAUAUGUCCAAUGCAUUGACUGAAUUAUCGAAUAAUCAUCAUUGUUUUACAUCGAAUACACCAACACCAGCACCACUGUUCACAUCAACCACAUCCUCUUCGUCGUUGUCAUCAUCAUCAUCGUCACCACCUCAAAUCAUUAAUAAUUUUGGUAGAAUUAUUGAAAAUCUUUCCAUCUAUUCAUCCUCGUCAUCGUCGUCAUUAUUAUCAUUGACAACGUCUACAACAACACCUGUAACAACCAAUCCGUUGUCGUCGUCGUCGUUGUCAAUGAUGAAUCAUUAUUCUGUUCAUCAUUCCAUUGUAAAUAAUAAUAAUAAUAAUAGUACAGUACCAACAGUUAGUAGUGGACCAAUUAUAAAUAGUAAAGAAAUUAAUCCACGUUUAAGAAAUUCUACUAAACCGACUUCUAUCACAGUACAACAAUUUUCUGAACGUAUACAUAUUGCUGCCAAAUAUAUGAUGACUGAAAGAAAGAAUAUUCGAAAUAAUUUACCACAACCAUGUCGAUUAAUACAACCAACUGAUAGUGUUGAAGAUAUAUGGAGUCAAAUGAUGCGACAUUUUGAAACACAUUCACGUUUUAUUGUACAGUUUGUGAAAUACAUUCCAGGUUUUUGUUAUUUAAAAAUUAGUGAUCAACGUCAACUUGUUCGUAGUGCUAUGUAUCCAAUUAUGUUAUUGGAACUUAGCCGUGAUUAUAUGAAUGAAGAUAGAACACGAUAUAAUUAUUUUGAUUUUACUCCGGAAGAACACUCCAUUAUACUUAGUCAUUUUCCUACAUUUCAUAAAAUAUCUGGUCAUUUAAUACGUUCAGGUGAAUUUAUCAAUCGAUUACAUUUAGAUAAUAUUGAAUUAACUUUAAUUUGUGCCCAAGAAGUAUUUAAAGAUCGUGAAGGUUUAGAUGAUCCUGUUACACCGGCACAUUUAUUUAAUUUAGUUGGACAAGUUCUUACUGAACAUAUUAUUUCUGUUGGUUAUACAUUAGAAGAACGUUAUACAGCAUUGUCGCUGAUUUCACCAAUGUUAGAAGAAUUAAACAUUGAACAUCAUGAAGUAUUAGCACAAUUACGUCAAGAUCGACCAGAUUUAGAAUUUCCACAAUUAUAUCUUGAAAUGUUUCAAUUAACUGAUGAAGAACAACAACAACAAGAUUUACGAUUUGCUAAUUAUCAUAUUCAUAGCAAUAAUGGUCUUCAAAAUAAUAAUAAUAAUAAUAAUUUUGAUCAAUUUACUGAUAAUUAA